UCUUGAUUAUCCGACAUCAGGAAGUAACCUGAUGAUCAUGGAUUGGUUUGCUAAAUUUCACGUUUAACAUUCGCCAAUCCUAUACUUUCACAAUGGGACCCUUUUGUUUCACCAGCUUGUGGUCAUCUUGAACUCUCAUCCAAAAACGUCACCAUUCCAAAAGCUCUCACCUUUUGCUCACACUCUCACUCUUUUCUUCACUUGCCUUCGACCCAUUUUCACACCCUCCUUGAUCUCUCCUUUUCACCUUCUGGGUCUCCCCAAUUUUCUUUCUUUUCGAUCCCUUGGUGAUGGCAUCGAUGGGUUCUUCACCGUUUCUGGUAGGAGCAAAUGCCGACUCUACCUUGAUGAUGACCAUGUUUCACAAUAGGAACCUAAAGUUUUCACCCGAGUUUGGCACUGAGAAUGCUUCAUUAAUUGGGUGGGGUCGUGGAAGAGUGAACGAUAGGGGUAGUAGGGGUUUGUUGUGUUUGGUUAAGAAUAAGCACAUAAGGGCUUUGGGGAAGAGCUUUGGGACGAGUGAGGAAGGUAAGGAUGAGUCAGAGGAAGUGCUUCAGGCCACAAUUGAGAAGAGCAAGAAGGUUAUUGCUUUGCAAAGGGAGCUGCUUCAGCAGAUUUCUGAAAGAAAGAAACUGGUUUCUUCAAUAAAUAGUGAAGGCAUUCCUGAAACAGAAGUAAACAGUAUUUCUUACGAGCAGAGUGACAAAUCCCUGUCAAGUGACUCAAAUCCACAGAAAGGUUCUGCCAGAAGAGGCAGUGCUGUUGAGAACCCAAAUGGUGGCAAUAUUUCACACAAUUAUGUCCAGUCUAAUGAGAAGGAAAUACUAGAUGUCUCAUUUGGAGGCAUUGAUCUUGGUUUUGACAAAGGUGAAGAGGAAGAUGAUCAAUUGUCUCAUGCUGAAAUAGCUUCAGCUAGGCUAUAUUUUGACGAACAUUUGAACAACAAAGGAUAUGUGACAAUUACGCCUGAUACCUUGCCAAAUGAAAUACCACUUAGCACUGAAACCUCUGGUCAAAAAAUUGAAAUACUGGAAGGUGUGAUUGAAUCAAGUUUAAAGGAGGUUUCAAAUGAAGAUGACAAUAUUGAGAGUGGAGGGGAAAAACCCCCACCGUUGGCUGGGGAAAAUGUCAUGAAUGUUAUAUUGGCUGCAGCAGAAUGUGCUCCUUGGUCAAAAACAGGUGGGCUUGGAGAUGUUGCUGGAUCAUUACCAAAGGCUUUGGCUAGGCGUGGACACAGAGUUAUGGUUGUAGCACCUCGGUAUAGUGAUUAUCCUGAAGCACAAGAUAUAGGAAUACGGAAACGAUACAAAGUAGAUGGUCAGGACAUGGAAGUAUCAUAUUACCAGGCUUAUAUUGACGGUGUCGACUUUGUUUUUAUUGACAGUCCAAUCUUUCGCCAUUUACAGGAUAACAUAUAUGGUGGAAACCGAAUGGAUGUUCUAAAACGCAUGGUGUUGUUUUGCAAGGCAAUUGUUGAGGUUCCUUGGUAUGUUCCAUGUGGUGGUGUUUGCUAUGGAGAUGGAAAUUUGGCCUUCAUAGCAAAUGAUUGGCAUACUGCAUUGUUGCCAGUGUAUCUGAAAGCAUAUUAUCGUGACCAUGGUAUUAUGCAGUACACAAGAUCUGUUCUUGUGAUUCAUAACAUAGCACACCAGGGUCGGGGCCCAGUUGAUGAUUUCCGUUACACGGAUUUACCUGAACACUACAUAGACCUCUUCAAAUUAUAUGAUCCCGUUGGGGGUGAUCACUUCAAUAUCUUUGCAGCCGGUUUAAAGGCAGCGGACCGGAUUGUCACGGUUAGUCAUGGCUAUUCAUGGGAGCUUAAAACUUCUGAAGGUGGUUGGGGUUUGCAUGGUAUCAUAAAUGAGAAUGACUGGAAAUUCAGGGGAAUUGUGAAUGGAAUUGACAACAAAGAUUGGAGCCCCAAGUUUGAUGCCCACUUGACAUCAGAUGGAUACACUAACUACACACUUGACACCCUGCAAAGUGGCAAGCGGCAAUGCAAAGCCGCCCUGCAAAAGGAGCUUGGUUUGCCUGUUCGUGAGGAUGUUCCAGUAAUCGGAUUCAUUGGAAGGCUGGAUCAUCAGAAAGGCGUUGAUCUCAUAGCCGAAGCAAUUCCUUGGAUGAUGGGCCAGGAUGUGCAACUAGCCAUGUUGGGAACCGGAAGGGCCGACUUAGAAGAGAUGCUUCGGAAAUUUGAAUCCCAACACCGUGACAAAAUCCGGGGAUGGGUUGGCUUUUCUGUGAAGUUGGCUCACAGGAUAACAGCAGGUGCAGACAUAUUGCUCAUGCCAUCAAGGUUUGAGCCCUGUGGACUGAACCAACUCUAUGCCAUGAAUUAUGGAACGGUUCCGGUGGUGCACGCGGUUGGUGGACUGAGGGAUACUGUGAAGCAAUUCAAUCCAUUUGAAGAGUCUGGCUUAGGGUGGACAUUUGACAGCGCAGAAACCAAUAAGUUGAUAAACUCGUUAGCAAACUGCUUGUUGACCUACAGGCAGUAUAAGCAAAGUUGGGAAGGGAUUCAACGGCGAGGGAUGAUGCAGGAUCUUAGUUGGGACAAUGCUGCUCAGCAGUAUGAGGAGGUUCUUGUUGCUGCUAAGUACCAAUGGUAAUUUCUUGGCAUCUACUAUACCUUAGCAUACUGAUGAAUAUCAGGGGUCUGUGCAAGGGAAAGGACAUGAUCAAGUUGUUACAACCUUCUUAAUGCUGGUCAUGAAGGAACAAUUUUGUCCCUAAAGUAAGGAUUAUGUAAUAGUACACUUUUUAUAUGUCAUCUUUGGCAUAUGUACCAAUGUAGCUAAGAAAUAAUGGACCAAAAUAUAAAAUAAGGUUAGAAGCUUUUUUGUCCUUUUGGCUAAAGAAAGAAAAACAAAAGAAAAGAGAGAGUAUUAUUACCCCCUUAGAGAAACUUUCUGUCACUGUUACCCUUCAAAGUUUCUUCUCUUUCAAUGCUGCAAUGGUGUGUCUACCACUAUGUUCCACCAGGCAGCAGCAGCAGCAUAAUAAUAGAAACUAAAUUAUCGAGUGCCU
Messenger RNA from Cajanus cajan (pigeon pea), 3027 nucleotides. Its product is annotated as granule-bound starch synthase 2, chloroplastic/amyloplastic. Gene Ontology annotation, molecular function: alpha-1,4-glucan glucosyltransferase (UDP-glucose donor) activity. The record is from RefSeq and is a predicted model, not a curated record. Lineage: Eukaryota; Viridiplantae; Streptophyta; Magnoliopsida; Fabales; Fabaceae.